AUGUUCCGGCUAUCCAAAUCUCGCAAGGACAAACCAGAGCGAGAGUCCGAAGACAUAUUUGAAUCGUCGCGGCCACGCACCAUUGGAGGCCUGAAGAGACUUGCGUCGGGUAGACUACGCUCGGUGUCAGUUCCACGGGUCGUCACACGGACACCCAAGCCGUCGACGAGCAGCAGCACCAGAACCCUAACCGCAUUCCAUACGACAGAAACGCUGUACGACCGUGACCGGAGAGCAUAUCCACACGGCGUCGACGCAAGGUGGGAAUCCGAUUGUGGGAGGAGCGUUGUGCCAUGGACUCGACUGUACGAGGGGCGCAAGCUGCCCACGCACGUAUACAAAAAGACGCCGAGAGAAGUCUUUGAUUGUAUUGUUGCACAGCUGGAACAGCUUCACCUGGACCAGGACCAAGCGUGUGCGUCAUGCUAUCUCGACAACCUGCACAGUCUGUCGCUGGCCAGCCGUGCGUGGGGCGAGGCCGCAACCGCAGUCCUGUACCGCAAGGUGCUGGUGCUGGCCAACACGUCCGAGCGAGCAGCAGCGUAUCCGCGGCUGAAAAUCAACGGAACCAGCCGCCUGAAGCUGCUUCGACGGACGCUCCGCGAGAACAGCAUGCUGGCGGACAUGGUCAAGGAGCUGCAUGUAUCCGACUUCCAGACGCUGUACCACGACGCGACGAUUGAGCAGGAGGAGAUUGUGAAUCUCGUGGCCUCGCUGGUCAUGGCGUGUCCGCGUCUGGAGCGCCUUGUUGGUUUCCACGUGCCGUUUUCAGCGGCGUUUGAUCGUCUCUCGCAUGCGCUGUCGACACGGCCGAAUCUGCGGGAGCGGGCGUGGAUGCUGGGCGAUGCCGACCACGACGUCAACGACGAGGACGAGCAUGAGAUGCGGGGCCUGUACAUUGCCGAAUGCGAUCCCACGGAGCACUUCCUGAGCCUGAAUUCAAACCACCCCAUGUUGUCGACGCUGGUCCUGCACCAGGGAGCAGGAAACAACUUGUCCCACCUCAACUUUCGAGCCAUUGUCGGCACCCUGCGCAGCUUCCCGCAGCUGUCCCAUCUGUCCAUCAGCGGACUCCCGGCGAGUUCGUUUACUAAUCUUGUUCUGAACGCCCUGCCCGCAAACCUGCGCAGCCUCCGUCUCGAGAACCUCCCGGGCGUCACGGAGAAGGGCAUCAGUCGCUUUGUGACUUCGCCGCAGGCAGUCGCGCUUCAAAAACUCUCGCUCAUCAACCUGGAAAUCCGGAGUGUACUCACACUCGCCGAUAUUUUCUCCGCCCAUCUAGCAGGCCUAGAAGAGUUCUCUUUGGUCCAGGACAAAGCACCCACACUCCCCGGAAACCAUCUGACACCUACCUUUCAUUCGCCAUCGCUCCGCUACCUCCACUGGGAGCUCCGGUCCGAAGACAGUCCACUCCCCGCGUUGACGUUUCUGUCGUCUGGAGAAUAUCCGGAAUCCCAGGCUCCGGCUUCGGAAAACUUGGAACUGAGCUGCUGCGUGGGCACGUACAUCCUCGCGGCCAGCAUCAGGAACAACGGCUUCCCACUGCUCAGCUCCAUCCGCAUACCGCACGAUCCCCAGGGCACCAUUCAGUCGCUGUGCCGGCCGCUCAGUUCAGCACUGCUCCAGUCGGACAUGGUCAAACUAUCCGAAGAGCUCAUCUCCGGCUCGUCUCACGGAGACGGGGCGUCCAUCUGCACCGGCAUGUCAACGGCCCGCGUCGAUUCGGUCGUCGACUCGCCCGUGUUCAGCCCUUCGACGCCCGAUGCCAUCCUGGGCCCAAUGAGAUCGCGUCUCGCGGCACAAUCCCGCAUUCUGGCCGCGAGAAAGGAGCCCGGCAUGGCGGUCCGCGUGAUCGACCCGGAGGGCGAGGUCUGUGUGAACAAGGUGUUUGGGUCCUACGUCGGCCACGUGGGUAGCAACAUUACCUAUGAAUUGAGGCCGCAAAGAUGGGUGGUGAGGCAGAAUGCAUGGAUGACCGAGAUGGAGGCUGUGGCUGGCUGUAGGGCUGCAGAUAACACUCACGACGGGCUUGCCGCCACCUGGAGACCCUGUGGACACCUGGUCGGCGCGGGAGUUGAUGGGCGAGCAGUGUCCGUGGACAAUCUGUUUUGAUUGUCAUGGCGUAUGCAGCCUAUUUCAGUCUGUCGUCACCAGGGAUAAAUUUCCUUUGUAAAACCCCCCUUACGAUACCCCUUUUGUACCAUUUACCAGAUCCAGCGACAGUCGCUUUAUGAUACCCGAGGGCGGAUUCCCCAUGCUUUGUACGGUAUUCAAAACAAUGAGAGGCUUGUUUGGUCUCGCGUCGAGGAAGGACAGGUACUCGUAAAUGUACCAGUACUAG
Molecule: messenger RNA, 2341 nt
Organism: Exserohilum turcica Et28A
Lineage: Eukaryota; Fungi; Ascomycota; Dothideomycetes; Pleosporales; Pleosporaceae
Exons: 2
Coding region: 1-2112 (703 amino acids)
Source: RefSeq, a predicted model, not a curated record